CAGAGGGGCUGGACAGCUGCUGAGGACGAGAGUUGGGAGUGAAAGCUGUUUUGGAUGGCCAGGUGCGUAGAGUUGGUUCUGGGUGUGACCUGCUGGCUGGGGGACCAAGAAGGUACACUGAGGAAGGAUCCCCUGGAGAGCCACAGGAGCCACCAGGGCCCAGCGCUUGGUGGGGUCAGGAGAACAGCUCCCGUGUAGAGAAUGAAAGGGACCCGCUGGCAGUACACUCGGCUGCCCACUCACAUGGAGGAUGCCCUGUCUGGGGAAGAGAGCGAGAGGGAGGAGGAGGAGGAAGACGAGAAGGAGGAAGCAGAGGCAGCCCCCAGCCCUGGGCCUGCAGACCCCAUGGAGCCUCAGCUGACAGAAACCAGCCAGGUCCUGGGUGCCUCAGAGAUUAGGCAGCUCAGCUUCCAUCUACCCCCAAGAGUCGCUGGCAGCCCCUGGAACCUGGUUUUCUGCACAUCAAGGGACGGUUUCAGUCUUCGGAGCCUGUACCGGCAGAUGGAGGGCCACAGUGGGCCGGUGCUGCUGCUGCUCAGGGACCAGGAUGGGCAGAUGUUUGGCGCCUUCUCCUCCUCCACGCUCCGGCUCAGCAAAGGCUUCUACGGCACGGGGGAGACAUUCCUCUUCACCUUCUCCCCACAGCUGAAGGUCUUCAAGUGGACUGGAAGCAACUCCUUCUUUGUCAAAGGGGAUUUGGAUUUACUGAUGAUGGGCAGCAGCAGGUGCGUAUCUCUGUCCUCCUGGGUUUUAUCCCCAGUGGGUAUGGCUGGUCUGGGUGGAAAGGGAGGCUGGCAGUUUGCCUUUAGGCCAGCAUCUCAGCCCAGUUCUUCCUCCAACCCUGAGAACCCUAGGCCCAGCCUAGGGCUGAGAAGAAAGACUGCCUGAACUUCCCUAACCAAAGGCUUUAUGGCUGGCCAUGGCUUAGUUUGAACUGAUGUGGUGAGAUGAAGCUAGAGACGCACCCAGCAGCCUUCCUCCAGGAAACUGCAUUAGAGGAGGCAUCUGCCCAGCUUGGCCUCUGUGUAUAUGGAAAGUUAAAAAAAAAAGUCUGGGGCUGGGAAUGUAGUUUAGUGGUAGAGUG
Messenger RNA from Dipodomys spectabilis (banner-tailed kangaroo rat), 1084 nucleotides. RefSeq names its product TBC/LysM-associated domain containing 2 (gene Tldc2). Gene Ontology annotation, cellular component: nucleus. Bases 202 to 888 code for a protein of 228 amino acids. The record is from RefSeq and is a predicted model, not a curated record. Gene Ontology annotation, biological process: response to oxidative stress. NCBI's taxonomy places the organism in Eukaryota, Metazoa, Chordata, Mammalia, Rodentia, Heteromyidae. The transcript has 6 exons.